Anopheles cruzii is the source of this 2041-nucleotide messenger RNA. RefSeq names its product dnaJ protein homolog 1. The record is from RefSeq and is a predicted model, not a curated record. The transcript is spliced from 4 exons. Gene Ontology annotation, molecular function: protein-folding chaperone binding. The coding region runs from base 464 to 1576 and encodes 370 amino acids. NCBI's taxonomy places the organism in Eukaryota, Metazoa, Arthropoda, Insecta, Diptera, Culicidae. Gene Ontology annotation, cellular component: cytosol. Gene Ontology annotation, biological process: negative regulation of transcription by RNA polymerase II.
GCCACAAUCAUUUCUAUUAUUGAAUUGAGUAUUUUGCGAAUGCAUUUUACCACGUAUGACACAAACGAACAUGUACACGCGCUGGUGCAGUGAUGAGUGCAUGGAAUGAACGGAGAACAAGGUCGUUGCGAUCGAGUGCGUAAUACAACAUUGUAAGGGGAUCAAGGAUAUUCAGUUUUCGCGCCUGUACUUUAGUAGAUGUGACGAGUCCGCUGCGACCUGACCACCAUAGCCCGAUUGGAUGCGUUUCUGGUUGUUUGUAUUGAUAAACAUCUUUCGAUCUGUCGUGAGUCUAGUUCUAGAGCAGCAGCCCCAUGUAAUGUUUUAGUGCCGGCAAGGCGUGUUUACCGUUUUACCGUGCUACUAGCUGCCAUCAAUAGUUCAAUCAACAGUCAUAGAUACAACUGAUCCUAACUAUAAACAAUAACAUCUAUCCAUCGUGUUAAAGUGAUUAAAAAGCGCAAUGGGAAAGGAUUACUACAAAACACUCGGUAUUUCGAGAGGAUCAACAGAUGAAGAUAUUAAAAAGGCUUACCGAAAACUUGCAUUGAAAUAUCAUCCGGAUAAAAACAAAUCGCCUGGUGCAGAAGAGAAGUUUAAGGAAGUUGCAGAAGCUUACGAAGUGUUGUCUGAUAAAAAGAAACGAGAGCUGUACAAUAAGUAUGGCGAAGAAGGACUAAAAGGACGUGCAUCCAAUGGCACAACAAAUUCUUCACAAAACUUUACAUACGAAUUCCAUGGUGACCCAAGAGCAACGUUUGCUCAAUUUUUUGGUUCCAGCGACCCGUUCGGAUCAUUCUUUGAUAUGCACAAUGAUAGUUUAUUUAACAGUAGUAUUUUCAAUGAUGACGACUUUUUCACACCGUUUAGUGGUCUAGGUAGUAAUAGACAUGGUUUAGGAGGAGCUUUCAGGUAUAAUCCGUUAAAGGUUCUGUGGAAAUGUUCAUUUCACCAAAAAGCUAUUUUUAUCUUUUUGAAUAGGUCACACUCAUUCAACGUUCACUCACCAUUGAAGAAGGAAAAGGUGCAAGAUCCACCAAUUGAGCAUGAUUUGUAUGUGACGUUGGAAGAAAUUUACCAUGGCUGCGUGAAAAAGAUGAAAAUUUCGCGUGGAGUCCUUCAGCCGGAUGGUACCUCCAAAAAGGAGGACAAGUAUGUCAGUAUAUCAAUAAAACCAGGUUGGAAGUCUGGUACGAAGGUGACUUUCCAGAAGGAAGGCGAUCAGGCAAAAGGAAAAAUACCAGCUGAUAUUGUUUUCAUGAUACGAGACAAACCACACGUUUGGUUCCGACGAGAAGGCAGCGAUCUCCGAUAUACUGCUCGAUUAACCCUGAAGCAGGCUCUCUGUGGUGUCAUCUUCGAAGUGCCGACAAUGACGGGAGAGAAACUACGUAUCAGUACAAAACAGGAGAUAAUAAAGCCGAACACAGUGAAACGAAUUCAAGGUUAUGGACUGCCGUUCCCUAAGGAACCGUCGCGGAAAGGCGAUUUGCUCGUAGCAUUUGACAUUAAGUUUCCCGAUAAACUUACUCCAUCGGAGAAGGAAGUAUUAAACGAUAUGCUUCCAAAUUCAUAGUCUUAACGUACAGCAUAGUUGCUAGCAUUGGAGAAAACACGUGUAUUUCAUCAUUUAUGUACGUUUUAUUAUUUGCUUGUGUCGAUAUACAUAUGGUUAGCAUUUCACAGUUUAUGUUCUACAAUUUUCUACUUGCUUACUUUAAUUUGAACCAACCUAUUGUUAUAUAAAAAGUUAUGCUGAAUAGGUUUGUUAAAAAUGUUUUUAAUUUUGUAAAUAGUGCCAUGAUUCCUUCGUAUUGACAACAUUUUCACCCUGCAUAACAGUUCCGUGAACGAUUAUGCUACUUCUGUGAGCGAAUUGAACAGCCUGUAUUUAUUUUUUAAUCGACAUCUUGUUUUCGGUAACAUCGUCUGUAAAACAUGACGUAUGCCAUCUACACGGUUUGCAUAAAAUAAAUAAAAACAAAAUCCGUGAAACGCUAUUAUUUCAUUCAAAUAAUUCAAAAAAACAAUGUUUUAUAGU